AUGAAUUCAAAAUCUCGCAAAUGUCGCACCUGUUUAGAUGGCACCAAAGGAUUACAAUGCCUCACAAAUCCAGCUGUGGGCGUGGAUGACGACGACCAAAACAAGUCAUAUGCUGACUUGCUUAUGGAAGUGGUCCAUAUUAAUACACUGGAAGAUAGCGGAGAUAUUUGGCCAUAUUUCAUCUGCAAUUGUUGCUCACGAAAAUUAAAAGCAGCCUAUGUAUAUAUACAACAAGCGCUUCACAUAAAUGAAAUACUUAAAUCAUCGUUAAUAGAAUAUAAUGGAAUACAUGGAAUAGUUACAGAGUAUAUGGAAGUUAAAAUGGAAGCAGUUGAGAACUACCACAAGGAGGAGGGGGAGGAGGAGCUGGAGGUGAAAGAAGAGCACAUUUUAACAGCAAAUAACAUUAAUUGUGAAAAAGACAAUAUCCUUCAAGAUUCCAAAAGCAGUCUAUUUCCCAAUGAAGAAAGAAAUGAAUUAUGUGGUACAUUUGCAGAUAUUAAAGAAACUAAACAUGAAUCCCAAGUUUCGGGCACGAGAAACGAAAAGAAAUUGAAAACUUUACCUAAAACAAAAUGUAAAAAAUCCACUAAACUUUUAAAAACCAAAGACACAGAGGAACAGAAGCAAAAUGACACAAUUGAUACCCCAGUCAAGUGUAAUGAUUGUGAUAAAAUAUUUGAAAAUUCUCGACAAUUAAAUAGACACCUGCGUAGCGCUCAUGUACCUGAAGAAUUACAAGUUCAAUGUCUGCAAUGUGAGGCAAAAUUCGCCAGGCGUCAUAAUAUGCUGGCUCACCUGCGAUUAUUUCAUAAGAUCGACAAUAUAGAAGAACUUGAACUAGCCACUACAAAUACAACAUUCUGUGAUAAUCCUAUGGCCACAAAUACCUCUCCUAAAAAACGUUUUCUCUGCACACUUUGUGGUCUAACGUUCAAUAGUCAGUAUUGUUUGAAUAUACACUUCCGCCGUCAUACCGGUGAAAAGCCUUAUAAAUGUGAAUUUUGUGAUCGUGCCUAUAUACGUUUGUGCGAUGUUCAAGUCCAUCGUCGUUCGCACACCGGCGAAAAACCCUACAAAUGUCAUCUAUGCGAAAAGGCCUUUAGUCGUGCGAACAAAUUGAAAAUUCACAUACGAUCACAUACUAACGAACGUCCUUACAAGUGUACACAAUGCGAAAAGGCCUUUAAGCAGUCGAAACAUUUGAAUGAGCACAUGCGUACGCACACAGGUGAAAGGCCAUAUAGGUGUGGAGUGUGUCAAAGUACAUUCACGCAGAGUAAUUCAUUGCGGUCACAUCAAAUCACGCAAAAGCAUUUAGAAGCGACAAAUACGACGGAUGAUUUACCAGAUCAGAGUAAUGAGGAUCUAAAUAUUAGUGAUCGAAAUUUAUUGGUAUAA
Calliphora vicina (urban bluebottle blowfly) is the source of this 1401-nucleotide messenger RNA. RefSeq names its product zinc finger protein 501-like. The transcript has 3 exons. Gene Ontology annotation, biological process: regulation of transcription by RNA polymerase II. Lineage: Eukaryota; Metazoa; Arthropoda; Insecta; Diptera; Calliphoridae. Bases 1 to 1401 code for a protein of 466 amino acids. Gene Ontology annotation, cellular component: nucleus. Gene Ontology annotation, molecular function: zinc ion binding; DNA-binding transcription factor activity, RNA polymerase II-specific. The record is from RefSeq and is a predicted model, not a curated record.